AAAUGGGAGAAGUGUUAUGAACAUUUCUGAUCUUUUCAUUACUGUAGAUUAUGGUCAGUAGAGAAGAAAAGAGGCAAAGCAAAGUCUGUAGACCCAACAGAAAACUCUAUUUACAUCCAGCAAGUGUGAGAAAAACAUGUAGAGCGCAAAACACAGAGUGAAACUCUGCCUCUAAAGUUUGUUCAGGUUGAUGAAAAUAGAAAAAUAAUUCAGUGGGACUGAUGAGUUUAGAUUGAUAAUGUAACUUUAUGUAUGUAUGCCUGCUUAAAUAUGUUUUCUGGUGAUUCUUAAAUGUAGACAGCUGCUGAGGUCUGGGAACAGUGGGCAGUGACUGCUGGGAGAUGGAGUAAGGAUGAGGUUCAGGUGACAGUCAAUACUCAGGGGAUGGCUCCCUCUGGUGGUCAGAGGGGGAAACAGAUGCUUGUAUCCUGAUAAACGGUGUAUAAGAAUUGGACCGAUUGUGUGUCCCGUCACCCAAUGAAAAUGGAUUAUUUCAGACUCUGAUGAAAUGAAGUCAAUUUGGUCGUCGGUUUUUGCCAAUACAAACGCCAUCAAUAAGCAGUGAUAGUCCAAGUCAAUCAACAUUUCUAUGACAACCUCUCUACCAAUCAGGAGUGAGCUUGUUGGAAGUCCACAAUUCUACUUCUUGGAAGUCUUCAAACAUUAGACAGUGGACACCACAUGCUUUUACUGAGCCAUCUGAUUGGUCCGUUUAUCCAUGAAAAAUAAUGAAGUCUGUAAAGAAUAUGUUAAAAAAAAGUAUUUGCUCUGACAAAUAAAAUGACAACUGUUUAUUUCUCUAUAGAAGUCCAUAGAUUUUGGCUUCUUGAAGCCGACAGGUACUUUCUAUUUGGAACACCCGGGGGGGAGGGGUCACUCAGUCCAAUUCUCAUAUACAGUCAAUGCCUUUCACCCAAAACAAGGAAUUUUUCUUCUUUAAUUUUUUUUAGCAAAAUAUAAAACAGAUCCAUGAUAGAAAAAAAUAAAUAUAAAAAAAAAGAGGAUUAGGAUCUUCUGAAAAAAAAUGGUUUCUGUUUGACACUUUUACCUGAACGGCUUCAAAGCGAGCAUCUGACAUGUCUGAAACUGUCUAAUGAAGCUGCUGGCAGACGAUGCAGCACGCAGGUGAAGAAUGUGUCAGGCAGAUGCUGUGGCUGUGAAGCCCCUGGGGUCUUGGUGAAGGCAGAAAUUAAAGCUGAUAUUACUGGUUUUCAACAGUAGGUGUUGGAUCUAACUGUGAACAGACUUGUGGUUGUAAACCUAAAUAUUUCAAUCCAUGGGCAAAAAGUGAGAGUGGGGAGAAAAGUGUCCGUAUUUGGUCACUGCCAGAGCACAUUUCUGCUUCAGGAAACUCUAAACGCCCUUCUGGAUCCUGCUGCUGUUGAAGAGGAGAAGGCCACGAUCCAGCAGAUGGAUUGUGUAGGAGCCUCUUAAGUACUGGCGUGGCCCUGCAGGGUCUAGACAGGCUGCAUUUCUGUUCUAUCAACGCAAAAGAUGUUAUCAGCUGGUGAAGCUGAAAGGGAGAAAGUCGUGCUACUAGCCCGUCGUGGUUAUCAGGUUAGGACUCGCUGGUGGGACAAUGACCUGAAACUCAGGACUUUCUCAGUCAAAAUGGUGUCUCAUCUUUUACAGGAAUCCAUUAUUGCUUCACUUUUGUGUUUUUUAAUUUAACCUGGUUUCAUUGAAAACUGUUGUACCUGAAAAACCUGGAUCAUCUUGAAAACUGCAUUUUAUCAUCGUAGGUCGAGUUGCAUCUCAGGACAAACUCUCUUCAGAUGAUGUGAGAUCUGGACCGAUUCGUCUCCACUAAGCAAGCACAGACCAGUUCAGAUCCAGACCGUCCAGCAUGUCCUUCAGCAGUGCAUCCUACAGCCGCAAGACCAUGAGUGUGUACGGCGGAGCAGGAGGCUCCGACACCCGCAUCUCAAGGCCCAGCUGGGUCCACGGAGGCCUAGACCUCACUGACGCCUCCGACUUCUACUUUGGCGACAACAAAAAGGCCACCAUGCAGAACCUGAACUACCGACUGGCCUCUUACCUGGAGAAGGUGCGGAGGCUGGAGAAGGAGAACGAGCAGCUGGAAAAGAAGAUCAGGGAGUGGUACAAGAGCAGGACCGUGGUGUCACACGACUUCUCCAAAUACCUGGACAUCAUCAAGGACCUGCAGGAUAAGAUCUGUGUCGCCUCCAAGCUCAACACCAAAAAUGUCCUGGAAAUCGACAACGCACGACUGGCGGUUGAUGACUUCAGGAUGAAGUACGAGAGCGAGCUGUCCAUGAGGAUGGCUGUGGAGGCCGACAUUGCUGGGCUGAGGAGGCUGCUGGAUGACUCAAACCUGAGGAGGAUGGAGCUGGAGAGUCGGUGCGAGGGUCUGAGGGAGGAACUCAUCGUGCUGAAGAAGGACCACGAAGAGGAAUUGGCCCUGCUGAAGAAACCGGUGGAAAGCCAGGUCAACGUGGUCGUGGACGCCCCGCCCACCUCAGACCUGAACGAGGCCAUGAAAGAGAUCAGAGACAAGUACGAGAGUCUGAUCGCCAAGAACCACACGGAAAUCGAGAUGUGGUACAACAAGAAGAUCCUGGAAGUGGAGCACGACGUCAAGAGAUACUCAGAGGAUUUGAAAACAUCCAACACUGAGAUCAAAGAGCUGAAGAGCACCUUCCAGAGGCUCCAGAUUGAUCUGGAGUCCCAUUUGAGCAUGAAAGCAUCUCUGGAAGAAACCCUGUCAGAGACCCACAUCCGCUAUGGAGCACAACUGACAAGCCUGCAGGAGGUGGUUUCCAGUCUGGAGGCGCAGCUGUCCCAGAUCCACGGGGACAUGGUCAGCAACGGGCAGGAGUACAGCAUCCUGCUGCAGGUGAAGACCCGUCUGGAGAGAGAGAUCGCGGAGUACAGAAGGCUGCUGGAGGGCGAGGAUGAAAGCUCUAAACAAGUGAUCACAAAGGUCAUCACUGUGGUGGAGACGGUCGUGGACGGAAAGGUGGUUGAGAGUUCAAAGACAGUGGAUGUGGAUGUGGAUAACGUCGAGUGAAACUGUGGAUUCCUCUACCGAAAACAAUAAAGAUGAUUCAG
This is a messenger RNA of Oryzias melastigma (Indian medaka), 3072 nucleotides long. It is a transcript of the gene krt98, whose product is annotated as keratin 98. Gene Ontology annotation, molecular function: structural molecule activity. The coding region runs from base 1847 to 3031 and encodes 394 amino acids. Lineage: Eukaryota; Metazoa; Chordata; Actinopteri; Beloniformes; Adrianichthyidae. The transcript has 9 exons. The record is from RefSeq and is a predicted model, not a curated record.